Messenger RNA from Macroventuria anomochaeta, 1068 nucleotides. RefSeq lists its product as uncharacterized. The transcript has 3 exons. The coding region runs from base 104 to 775 and encodes 223 amino acids. The record is from RefSeq and is a predicted model, not a curated record. Gene Ontology annotation, cellular component: membrane; signal peptidase complex. NCBI's taxonomy places the organism in Eukaryota, Fungi, Ascomycota, Dothideomycetes, Pleosporales, Didymellaceae. Gene Ontology annotation, biological process: protein targeting to ER.
CUUCCAUCAACCGAGCUCUACAGCUUCGACAUAAACAUAACUUGAGCUCUUUCGCGACCAUAUUACCGCUGCUUUGGGUCUUAGCAAAGAAGUAGUAGUCAACAUGUCGGCGACACAAAAGAUCGCGGUGCACUCACUCUCCGACCUGAAAAACACAACAGACGAUGCACUCCCCAACUACCUCCACUCUCUCAAGUUCAAGCAAAUCCACACACAAACCGAUGUCAGGUUAGCGCUCGGCUACAGCGCUGUCAUCAUUGCUGGCGCACUCUUCUACUUCGACUGGAAGUUUGGCUGGGAGGCUUCAAAGCCGUACACUGCGCCCGCAGUAGUUGCAUACUUCCUCUUGAACGGCGCAUUCUCGUACUGGCUGUGGUUUGUAGAGAGGGGCGUUGUGUAUGAGGGAGAAGGCAAGACAGGGAAGAUCCGCAUCUCCUCCUCAACCAAAAAGCACAUCCCCAUUUACGAAUGCGACGUCGUCUUCACACCCACACCCUACACCUCAAACCCUGAGCAGAAGAUCCACAUCCGCGCGCCCAUGACACGGUGGUUCACAUCUGACGGCUACUUCACCGCGAAGCCCUUCCAGCAAUGGCUUGCGUCUGAGGUCCCAGUGAUCGGUGCCGCAGACCCAGACAACAUUGUGGAAGAUAUUGGAAGGGGAAGCGGGGCACAGCAGUUGAACUUAAACAGCUCGAAUGCGAUUGAUGUGCUGAAUCAGUUGAAGGCUAGUGGGUCGAGCUUUGUAAGUGGGGAGGGGAGGAGGAGGAAGUGAACGACUGCCGCGGACUAGGAGAGUGUGAAGAGGAAUGAGCGAGAGCAUUCUCCUGAUUUUGGCGUUUGGGACAAAAAGCUGCACCCGCUCGGAGUGACAGCUCCGGGAUAUUUGGGCUUCCGUAGGGCGAGCGACCUGUUCAGUAUUUGAGAGCCGUAUAGCGGACAAAAUGUAUCACACAAUUUAUACUCACUCGACUGACAAGAGGAAAGAGGAAACUGAAGCAUCGUUCUGGCUACGGCGCUCAGGAGGAGAGACUGAACCUACUCAGAGCGACAACUUAUACAUGUUUG